Molecule: messenger RNA, 2574 nt
Organism: Passer montanus (Eurasian tree sparrow)
Lineage: Eukaryota; Metazoa; Chordata; Aves; Passeriformes; Passeridae
Product: fibronectin type III domain-containing protein 9-like
Exons: 2
Coding region: 452-1123 (223 amino acids)
Molecular function (GO): protein binding
Source: RefSeq, a predicted model, not a curated record
AGGGGGGAAAAGACAUUAUUUUCUUCUCCUGUGUGGUCUUUGAAAAGCAAAGCAACAGCAUCUUUAGACAAGAUGUGCUCUUGCAGGAAUUUAAGUGGAAGAGACAAAGAAACCAUGCUACCAGCAGCAUCAGAGAAAAAAACUGAAAUCACCAAGCAAUGAGAAUUCAGUCCAGAGAAGCUGAGGAGAAGAAAAAGCAAACUGGCAAACAGAGAUCAGUCAGGAAAUAAUUCGUGUAGAAAGGGAUACAAAAAAUGUGGUGUUUGUAACAUUUUCACAGCAGUACUACCAUAAAGAAAUUCUGUUCUGGAAUUUCCAUCAAGGAGCAACGAGCACUACAAUUAAGAUUCAAACGACAUCCUCAGUGCUGCAGCUUCUGCAAAGAACAUCUUCCCUUUCCACAGGGAGAUCAGCAUCAAGAGAGAAAAAAAACCUCCCAAAUAACAUCCUGAUGGGAAUAACCAUCCAAAACAUCACAGGAAACACAGCAAUGGUAAUUUGGCCGAAAAUGGCCAGUUGUGUCGACAGCUUUUACAGCAUCAUGUACCACCCUAACUGGAACAGCAUGCUGUCCAGCUACUCCAGAAAGAGCUUCCAGAGGGAAGAGAGGGUGCCCACCACUCGCUCCUCCUUUGUUGUUGAAAACCUGACCCCCCUCACAACAUACAUCAUGUGCGUGACCUGCCAGUCCGCAAACCCCUCCAGCGACCAGUGCAGAGUGUUCAACACACUGGAACGAGACCCGGCGUCGGCGAGCAGCACCAAGAAAGAGCUGGCACUGGGCAUCUGGCUCACCAGCAGCGUGCUGCUGCUCAUCAUCGCCGCAGUCCUGCUCUACGGCUGCCUGCACCUGCUGUGCCGCAGGAGACACGAGCGCUUGCAAGAGCGCAACAGGACCUCCAAACAAGAGCCUGAGGAGCCACGGACCAAAAGCGUGGCACGCGCCUCUGAUGAGUUCAGCAGGCAGAGCCAGCACGCACAGGACGCUGAGGAAAAGCAUCCACACAGCAUCCAGCUGGCCACAAUCAUAGAGAAUCCCUCAGUGUGCAAUGAGCCCAUCAUGCCAUCUUCUAAAAGUCAGGAGCGAGUCCCAGUAACAGGACAGUGCUCUGCUAUACAUUAGAAAUGUUUUGUCCAGGAGAAAGUUUUUGCCACCUAAGGUACCCCAACUACUUCAAACACAUCAGUCUGUAUGCAAAGGUUCACAUGCCCAAGAAGUGAGCACUUCACCCACCCUCCAUUAUUUAAAAAUUAAGCAUGUAGCAAGUAACUGGCUUACAUUUCAAGGGGAUCUUUUUGUUGCUUUUCUUCAGCCUAAAACAGCAAACAAAUAUAAAAAGUGACCAAAAUACUUUUUGUUAACUAGCAUGAAUAAAACUGAGUAGGAGUUUUCAGACGGCCAGCCAGACUGCUACAGUAUAGGCAACUGGAACAUACACACAGAGUGCAGUGGUUUGCCAGAGUUACACCCUGGCAAUCCCAGCUGCUUCCCAAAACACACACUACAAGCAGUACUAUACUCAGACAACACACCUCACUGUCCAUGGUGUUGUCUAUCCCUCCCAUCUGCACUGAGGUCAGUCUCAGAAUGUAAGAUAAACUCAUCAGGAUUUUAAUUGUUUCCUGUCAUCUGUCUUAUUUUCCCUCAGUCUAAAUACAUGCAAGAUAGAGACUUAGUAAGGACACAUCUAAUUAAGGAAAUAUCCUGGGUUAUUGCAUUUUGCACUCUUCUGCUCCCACCACAGGCUACCUUCUGCUCCAUGGGCCAGAGACUCCCUGCAGAGGAAAUGGAAUUCAGAGAUGCAGCUCAUGGCCCUACCUUUUUUCUUUCCCUUUCAGCUUUAAUAAUAACACGCAUUAAUCAGCUGCAAAUUUCCUUUCAAUUGCACAGUACAUUUUGUGUAAUGAAGGGGGGCAAAAUAGUAAAAACAUGUCAAAAUGCAUUUUUUUUUUGUAACAAGAAAACCUGCUGAUCACCUCACUCUGCCUUGAGCUUCAUGGCAAAGUGCCAAGGUCCUUUGGACAGAAAUCUGUUCACCCUCACAACGUGAAAAGUGUUGUCUGAUUUACCUGUGUAUGUCACCCUGUUUUAAACCUCUUAAGCGCAUUUGUGUUCCAUAAUAAAUCUUAGUAUUGCUGUAUAUUAUGACUAAAAAAAAAAAGGUGCACUGUGACUGCAGGCACUCAAUUGCUCUUGGUAUGAAUGUAUGUGUGAAGUCAGCUCUCUCUGACACUGGGUUGUACCAGGGAUGGCUGGAGAGCUGCUGGCUGGGCAGCUGCCACCCCCCUCCACCCUGGAAGGUAAGGGGGGGUACAAUUUUGGCAAGAGAGCUCCCCAUGAAUAUUUCACAGCAGGUAGUGGAUCUUUUCAGCCACUCUAUUUUGACAACAAUUCCCACGACUUGUGAAUUGCAUUGACUAUGAGUGCUAAGGAGAAGCUGGCAUAAGUAUGAUGAAUCUUCUUUACUCUUUUUUUUUUUUUGAGUAGGAUAAGCAUGACACACAGAGCACUUGCUGAACGGGGGCGAGUACGACUUUCAGAAAACACUUCAAAAGGCAUUUUUAUUGUGUGAA